UAGGUGUCAGUAUCACCUUCGCGAUAGUUGCUAGCACGCUCACAUCUGUCUGAUCAGUCCGCCUGAGUCAGAAUCCCAUAACGACCACGGUCCCAUACAUAUCAUCUAGGAUUCUAGGUCCAUUACCGACUGGCCCAACGCUUGGCGGAAUCUAAGAUUACGCUGCUCAGCUUCGGAUUCCGUCGCAGCGAAAGUCUCUUCCCCGAAUGCGGCAACUGCGCUCUUGCGUCGUCUCAGCUUUCGAGUCGACUCAAAAGCUUUCCUCUGGUUGGAUUCCUCGAUCCUGAUUACAGGGGGAUUCCGGUCGACUAAAAUCACUCCCCGAUAUUGGUUACAAGAGGAUUUUACUGUAGCAGCGGAGAGGAAGCGUCGAGACUCGCGACAUAGCCCGAUAGCGUAUACGAAGUAACUCAGUCCCGAUGGGAAGGAAGGGAGGAGGCUCGGUAAAAGCCGCGAAGGGCGGUAAGGCGCUGAAGAUUCGCGGAGUGAAAGGGGGAGAAUAUGGAGACGGGGAGAGGAGCAGCGGGACGGGAGAGGGCUCCAACACCGAGGCAGGCGGCAAGCACGGCAAGGGCAAGGGGGGAAAGGGGAACACGGGGGGGCGGAAGGGGAAGGGGAACCGAGGCACAUACAAGGGGGGAGGGGGAGGGGCGUGGGAGCAGCUGAGGGCGCUGGGACUGUGCAUCCGCGAAGUCAGUGCGGAUGGCAACUGCUUCUUCAGAGCAGUGUCGGAUCACGUGUUUGGGAACCAGUCCCAGCACGUGGAGCUCAGGCAUCAAGUGGUUGACUACCUUGAGGCGCAUGAGGCUGACUUUGCACCGUUUGUGGAGGACGACAUGGGCUUUAAGGAGUACUGCAGCGGCAUGCGGGACGAUGGCACGUGGGGGGGGCACAUGGAGCUACAGGCUGUGUCGUUGCUGCUGAAGAGGAACAUCUGCAUACACCAGUUCCAACAACCCCGGUGGAACAUCGUCAAUUUCGAUGAGGCCAGCACACCCUCCAUCCACCUCUCAUACCACGACGGCGAUCACUACAACAGCGUGCGGUUGGAAGGGGAUGCGGGGUCCACACCAGCUCAACCAAUCACCAUUCAGAGCAGCGGUGACAAGAAUCAGUAUCCCCAAGAAGGGGCGCCUACAGCUGCAGCAGCAACCUCAUCAGCAUCGUCAAGUGUGGGUGAGGAGGUGGUGAAGCUGGUGAUGGCGUCUACUGGCUGCCAUGACCGCCAGAGAGUCGUCCAGGCCCUGGAUGACCUGUCAGGUGACGUGGAUGCAGCCAUAGAGUACCUCAUCGCUGUCCUGGCCAAUGAGACAUCGCCACAUCAUGAUCCAGAGCUUGCAACAUCUCGCUGCCCGGGCUCAGCCCAAGGAGCUGCAGCCAAUGGCUCUGACGUGGCACAUCUCAGUGCAGACCUUGCAGAUCGUGAUGCCCCUCACUCCCAGCUCUCAGCCGCUCCAGGCUCAGCGCAAGCAGCUGCAGCCAGUGGCCCUGACGCUGCACCAGCUGCAGCAGCACCACUCGGAGCACCCGAUGCAGCCGUUGCAGGCAGGGAGUUUCCUAGUGCUGAGCGCAAAGAGCGCAACGAGUGCAGUGAGCGCAGUGAUUGUCAGCAAGAACCCUCUGCAGCACGUGCAGGAGCUCUUGCAGCCACAGCAACAACUGAUGCUGCAGUUAAAAGUGGCUAUGAUGACAUGCCAGCAUGUGCUGUGGUGCCUGCUGAUGAUACUCCUGGUGCCCAUUCCACUGUCACUGGUGCUCUUGCUGCCUCUGCUCGUGCUUCUGUGAAGGCACCAGCAUCAAAGCAUGUUCAAGGUCGCAAUAAGCCGUGCCCUUGUGGCUCCAAGAAGAAGUUCAAGGCAUGCUGUGGAACUGGGAAGGCUACUACUGGUGCAUGUGUUGCAAGUAAUUCAGGGAAUGCCGAUUUGUCGAAGAUGAGCAAUCGUGAGCGCAAACAGCACCUAGCGAAGGUGAAGGAAGCUGAAGAAAUUGGUAGGGUAACUAAAGGCUGCAGAAAUGCUGAUGAGAUUCAAGAGGGAAUUUCCAAUAUGGACCUUGGGUCUUUAUGCAUUUAGUAAGGUGCUAAGGUUUUUAUUUCAUUUAUGAUUAGCUAUUGCG
Molecule: messenger RNA, 2115 nt
Organism: Closterium sp. NIES-67
Lineage: Eukaryota; Viridiplantae; Streptophyta; Zygnematophyceae; Desmidiales; Closteriaceae
Source: the annotation of a GenBank genome assembly